AUGCCCAAGUCACUUUCUACCCCUUCCAAAAGGAGUGCCCCCACAAACGGCAUUCAGAAAAAUAUGUUAAUUGAAUAUAUGGAACAAAACCCCAAAUUAAGAGCCGGUACCUUUAGUCCUGAUUUUACUUUUAAAAAUUGCCAAACACUCUGGGAAAUAAUUACUGUAAAAUUAAACGCCGUACCAGGAGGUGCAAAAAAAGAUGAUUGGCGAAUGUGGAGAAAGACAUGGGCUGAUAUGAAAAAAAAUGCUACAAGGAAAGCCGUACGCCUCAAAAAAGAAUCACAAAAAACUGGCGGGGGAACUCCUCCCAAGAGUGAUUUAAAUGAAGAUGAUAUAAUGAUUCUAGAUAUGAUAAACACAAAAAAAGUAUGA
Brassicogethes aeneus is the source of this 375-nucleotide messenger RNA. NCBI's taxonomy places the organism in Eukaryota, Metazoa, Arthropoda, Insecta, Coleoptera, Nitidulidae. The record is from the annotation of a GenBank genome assembly.